This is a messenger RNA of Phyllopteryx taeniolatus (common seadragon), 3100 nucleotides long. RefSeq names its product nuclear respiratory factor 1 (gene nrf1). Gene Ontology annotation, molecular function: RNA polymerase II cis-regulatory region sequence-specific DNA binding; DNA-binding transcription factor activity, RNA polymerase II-specific. Gene Ontology annotation, cellular component: nucleus. NCBI's taxonomy places the organism in Eukaryota, Metazoa, Chordata, Actinopteri, Syngnathiformes, Syngnathidae. Gene Ontology annotation, biological process: regulation of transcription by RNA polymerase II. The transcript is spliced from 10 exons. Bases 911 to 2521 code for a protein of 536 amino acids. The record is from RefSeq and is a predicted model, not a curated record.
AAUUAAAGACGUUACCGACGAUGAUUUUGCAUUUAGUGCAACGGUAUAGUUUGAAUAAUCAGACGUUCGGCUGCUCGGGUUUGGAAUUGUUUUCGAGGCUAAUUAAGCUUGCUUGUUUCAAAACAUUACAUUAGAUACACCUAAUGUGAACCAAGACAAGAUCUGGAAAACUGUAAAAAGUGUUAUGAGGAGGUUCACGUUUUAUAGUGUCUUUAUUGUCUGAAAAUUGCACUGCAUUAGACAAAAUGUGUUUCUAAUAAUGUGGUUACCUUAUUAGAUACACAAGAAGGGCAGCAUUGUUCCAGCCUAAAACAGUUCAAGAUGUACUUUUUAUAUUUUUGUUUUUCACUCCUCACAAUGAAUGCAUUCAUGAUAAAUGCAAGUGUUCACAAUAGGUCCAUGCACUUUACGGUGUGUGUCAGAAAAUGUACCAGUCCCGAUGUUGCAAAAGAUAUCGCUGGCGUCUGGCGGAAUCCUCGCAUAUCCAAAACCUGACUGACCAUUAGUAUCAAUUUGUGAAAAAAAUAUGAAACUGACUGAAUUGGACAUAGGAGGUUUCUGCCCAAGAGUGAUGAUAUACAUUGAAAUAUUUGCUCCUGAAAUGUUUCUGACACCUCAUAUACUUUUUUUGUAAUUAUUCUCUUUAGUAAUGCAGCACAAUCCUCCUGUUUGGAGGCAACAUACUGACUGUGGAAUCAUAAUAGUCCAACUUUGAAAUGAGUUCCCCAAAAGCCACAUGGAAAUCUUUUGAAGAUUAAGUUCUUUGUAGGCAUGGUCCGGUAUCAGAUUCUGACGGUAUGAUAACCAUGAACAAAAAUACCGUAGAACCCAAAUAAAAGCAUGGUAUACUGUACCUUGAAACCAGAAACCAGCCCUUGCCUAGUUCUGUGGAUUAAGUUGAAUCAAGAAAAUGUUACUUGUUGGUUCAUCUAUUAUUCUUGCACAUCACGCUUCCAUGUCCAUCCUCAGCAGCUGUACCCUGGAUCCAGCUGUGUUGACGACGGCGUCAGUCAUGGAGGAUCAUACGGUUCACCAGACAGAACACAUGACCACCAUCGAGCCCAACGCCGUCAGUCAACAGGUGCACGUGACCACCUUUGCCGACGCGUCCAUGAUGACUGCCGAUGAGGACUCCAGCUCCUCGCCGGACGACGAUCCCUACGAUGACGCAGAUAUUCUGAACUCGGCCGGCCACGACGAGGUCACUGCCCACCUGGCCGCCGCAGGCCCCGUCGGCAUGGCCGCGGCUGCUGCCGUGGCGACGGGCAAAAAAAGGAAGAGGCCCCACAUCUUUGAAUCUAACCCCUCCAUCCGGAAGCGGCAGCAGACUCGUCUCCUCAGAAAGCUGAGGGCCACUCUGGACGAGUACACCACCCGCGUGGGCCAACAGGCCAUCGUGAUGUGCAUGUCGCCAAACAAACCCAACCCGGUCUUCAAGGUCUUUGGUGCUGCUCCAUUGGAGAAUGUGGUGAGAAAGUAUAAGGGCAUGAUGCUGGAGGACCUGGAGAACGCCCUGGCCGAACACGCCCCCGCUGGAGGGGAGCUGGCGUCGGAGCUGCCCCCCCUCACCAUAGACGGCAUCCCCGUCUCAGUGGACAAGAUGACCCAGGCCCAGCUGCGAGCCUUCAUCCCGGAGAUGCUGAAGUACUCGACGGGCCGAGGCAAGCCCGGCUGGGGCAAGGAGAGCUGCAAGCCCCUGUGGUGGCCCGAAGACAUCCCCUGGGCCAACGUUCGCAGCGACGUGCGCUCUGAGGACCAAAAACAGAGGGUGUCCUGGACGCAGGCGCUGAGGACCAUUGUGAAAAACUGCUACAAGCAGCACGGCCGCGAGGAUCUGCUGUACGCUUUCGAGGAGCAGCAGAUCACCACCACGACCACGCAUCACCACCUGGCCACCGCGCAGAGCAUCGCCCACCUGGUGCCCUCGCAGACGGUGGUGCAGACCAUCAACAACCCCGACGGCACCGUGUCGCUCAUCCAGGUCGGGACGGGACACACGGUCGCCACGCUGGCCAACGCCUCGGAACUACCCGGUGUGACGGUGGCGCAGGUUAACUACUCCACGGUGGCGGACGGCGAGGUGGAGCAAAACUGGGCCACCCUCCAAGCCGGCGAAAUGACAAUCCAAACCACGCAGGCCUCCGAGGCCACGCAGGCGGUGGCGUCGCUGGCUGAGGCCGCCGUCGCCGCCAGUCACGAGAUGCAGCCGGGAGCCACCGUCACCAUGGCGCUCAACAGCGAGGCAGCAGCCCAUGCUGUAGCGACGCUGGCCGAGGCCACGCUUCAAGGCGGGGGUCAGAUCGUGCUGGCUGAGACGGCGGCCGCUGUCGGGGCGCUAGCAGGGGUGCAGGACGCCACAGGUCUGGUCCAGAUCCCGGUCAGCAUGUACCAGACGGUGGUGACCAGCCUCGCGCAGGGCAACAGGCCUGUCCAAGUGGCCAUGGCGCCGGUAGCUACGCGCAUCGACAGUACUGUGACGCUGGACGGCCAGGCGGUGGAGGUGGUGACCCUGGAGCAAUGAUCCACCCGGAAGACCAAGUCAUAGUCUACAGUUCCAAACUCUGUAAAAAUAAGUUUUUAAGUCUACGUUUGCAGGCGGGGAUUACACGUGAUGCAGCCAUUGUUUACUUUGUAAAGGUUUUUUUUGUUUGUUUGUUUUGUUUUUGCUUAGGUAUUUAUUUGCUCAUUAAAAAUCACUGAAAAUGAACCAAAAGACUUCCCCAAUACCUGCAUCCCUUUCUGUCAACUCGACUUGAGAAUAAAAUAUUACUUUUGAUCACAUCACCGUACUCAGGAAGUACAUCAGGUUUUUUUUGUUUUGUUUUUUUAAAUGUUGGAAGGCUGUGAUGUUUUUCUUAAAGCCAUUCUAGUGUAUAAAAGUACUCUGAAACAACUUUUCUGCGUGUUUUUGUGAACAUAUUGUUUUUCCCACAACUGUGCCAUCUUCAGUUUCCAUAUUGUCAUUCUAUUUCUUUCACCAUCCGUAUGUAAAUUGGCUUUGUGAGGAUAGACAGUGUACUAUGUUGUACAGAUUGUGUAAUAACUCUUGACAGGGAUUUGUGAUUAUGGACAAGAUGAAUAAAAGUGACUUGACUUUUAA